Racocetra fulgida is the source of this 191-nucleotide messenger RNA. The record is from the annotation of a GenBank genome assembly. Lineage: Eukaryota; Fungi; Glomeromycota; Glomeromycetes; Diversisporales; Gigasporaceae.
CCUCAAAAAGUUUUGGGAAGUUUGCUUUAUACUGAAGAAAAGGAACAAAUUGAUUUAGAAAGAUUUAUACAAAUGUUAACAAAUAUAAAAAUGGCAGCUAAAGGAACUGAACCAUUUCCAGGAACACUACUUUCACUUAUGAGAAAACAAGUUAGAUUGCCUGAAAAAAUUUUGCAACAACUAGCAGAAUA